This is a messenger RNA of Lachancea sp. 'fantastica', 1197 nucleotides long. The record is from the annotation of a GenBank genome assembly. NCBI's taxonomy places the organism in Eukaryota, Fungi, Ascomycota, Saccharomycetes, Saccharomycetales, Saccharomycetaceae.
AUGGAUGAAAGGUCCCGGGAUGAUGCUGAGCAUGAGGUAAAACGCAGCGCUGACUGGAAAGGUGGAUACAAGAAAAAAACCGGGGCCAAAAAGCUCAAAAAUGAAGCAAAAGGCCCCACAUCAACAGGCGGUUCCGGAAAUGCAAAAUCCAAGAAAAAGUUCAAACGCAACAAAGAGCAACCAAAAGUUCCGCCUGCUCAGCAUAAAGUUGUGGUUCGUUUGCUGCCGCCAGAUUUGACAAGCGAGUUAUUUUUUGAAACGUUACACAAAGAGCUGGGCUCUGAGAACGGUAGCAAAGCUGGAGCACAGUUCUUGGCCGAUAAUGUUGAUUCUCAAUACUAUGUGCAAGGCCACUACUCCAGAAAACCGUUCAAGCUUCCGACGUACUCUAGAGCGUAUCUGACGUUCUUUGAGCUGGCAAAACUGCAAGAAUUUCAAGGAAAAAUCAAAAAUUUGAAGUUCACGGACGACAGUAACACUUCAAUGGUUCCUGUAACGGCCAUGAGUCCCUACGUCAAGCGUCUCAGAAACGAUGAUCGAAAAGGUGCAAAAAACCAUAAGGCCAAUCUUGAAGGUACCAUUGAAAAGGACAAAACUUUUCAAACUUUUUUGAAGUCCAUGGCGCUGAUGAAUGAAAACAAGGAGGAAUUUGGCUACGCUGAUCUCAGCGUCAUUCAACCUCUACAGAAAGCCCUGGAUCGUAAGCGAGAAGAAGAAGCCAGGAUCAAAAAUCAAGGAGAGCGUGCUGUCAUUGCUCUGGCCGGAGAAGGAGCCAAAGAAAAGACUAAAAAGAACAAGACCAAAAGUAAAACCAAGUCCAAGAACAAAAAAUCUGUUGGUGAAGUGUCAGCUACCAAGAAAAAAAACAAGUCUGGUAGGGCUCCCAAGGGCGCUUCGGACAAACAAAACAUGGUCAUUAUCGAAGAAGCGGGACGACGUGAGCUUCAAAGAAGAGACCGUGUGAAGAAAAUGGAGAAAAAGGGCAAUGCAGCUGAUCAAGGGCUUUCUGCCACCAACAACGCUGAUGCUAAUGCUCCAUCUACGAAAAAGCCUGCAAAGAAAAAACCUAAGGCGAAGAAAAAGCCGCAGUCUAGAGGCAAAAAGAAGACAGACCCUGCGGAGCCAGGCUCAUCAAGUGCCUCUACCAAGACUGAAACUGGCGGUCAAAAAGCUGAGGCGCAACCUAAACUAGGAUGA